AUGACGCCACAGAAAAAUAAUAAGGCAAUAGUUAACUUAGAUGAUGAUGAGGAGGUGCAUUUUAAGGGUGUGUGGAAGCUUCCAUGCGGCAGCUACACAGCUGAAAUCAGGCAUCCCGAUCAGAGGAGAAAUAUCUGGCUCGGAUCUUUUAGUACUGCCGAGGAAGCUGCCAGGGCUUAUGAUACUGCAGCAAGGAAGUUUGGCGGCCACACGGUCAAAACUAAUUUUCCACCAGUAUCUAAGGAUUACCUUCAAACCACCACCAGAGAUUUUCUUUGCAAAAUUAAUCAUAAUAAUGUCAUGAGUGAUCAUAUCCUUCCAAAUCAGAGCAGAAAUAUCGCAUCAUCUUCUAGAUCAAGCAGCGAUGCGGUGAGUUUUUCAUUGCUUAAUCAAAAUCCUAAUGAGUUUCGUCGUUUUAAGACGGUUACAGGAACUUCUGUUGUCAUGUCGACGGCAUGUGAUAAGGACUUAUUGGAGACUUUAAUGAAAGCUGGAGUAAUACUUCCGGAUCCAAAGAUGAGCAGCCAAAAGGAGACUCUAGAUUUCAUGGGUGUCGGCCCCGUUCAGCCUCGAACCGCUAGUGCUGAGCCUCCAAAUCUUGAGCUCAGCCUUGCACCACCAGGAAACAUGUGA
Molecule: messenger RNA, 633 nt
Organism: Solanum tuberosum (potato)
Lineage: Eukaryota; Viridiplantae; Streptophyta; Magnoliopsida; Solanales; Solanaceae
Product: ethylene-responsive transcription factor ERF098-like
Exons: 1
Coding region: 1-633 (210 amino acids)
Biological process (GO): regulation of DNA-templated transcription
Molecular function (GO): DNA-binding transcription factor activity; DNA binding
Source: RefSeq, a predicted model, not a curated record